This is a messenger RNA of Penicillium brevicompactum, 1350 nucleotides long. RefSeq names its product PPIL4 family peptidylprolyl isomerase. Gene Ontology annotation, biological process: protein peptidyl-prolyl isomerization. The record is from RefSeq and is a predicted model, not a curated record. NCBI's taxonomy places the organism in Eukaryota, Fungi, Ascomycota, Eurotiomycetes, Eurotiales, Aspergillaceae. Gene Ontology annotation, molecular function: peptidyl-prolyl cis-trans isomerase activity; RNA binding. Bases 1 to 1350 code for a protein of 449 amino acids. The transcript has 4 exons. Gene Ontology annotation, cellular component: nucleus.
AUGAGCGCGCUCUUAGAAACCUCCUUGGGCGAUAUUGUCAUAGACCUGUUGGUGGAUGAUGCACCCAAAGCGUGUGACAACUUCCUGAAGCUGUGCAAGCUCAAGUAUUACAAUUUUUCGCCCAUCCACAGCGUCCAAAAGAACUUUACCUUCCAAACCGGCGACCCCAUGGGCCCUGACGCCCCGGAAAGUGAUGGAGGGUCUUCGGUCUGGGGUCUGCUGGACGGACCGUCGAAGAGAACUUUCCCGAUCGAGUUGCCGCGCAGGCUGAAACAUCUUGAGCGCGGUACCGUGAGCAUGGCUACUGUCCCUUCUACCAGCGAUCCCGACCAGCGCAUGGCCGCCAGUCAAUUCAUUAUCACACUAGCAGACAAUGUGGAUUACCUGGAUGGCAAAGCUGCGAUCUUUGGAAAGGUUGUGGAAGGGCUCGACGUUUUGGACAAAAUCAAUGAAUCUUUCAUUGAUGACCGUGGUCGACCGCUGAAGGAUAUUCGGAUUCGACACACAACUGUCCUGGAUGACCCGUUCGAUGACCCGCCCAAGCUGGUUGAGCCAGCGGAAAGCCCCGUGCCUUCCAAAGCGCAAUUGGCUACUGUGCGUAUCGCAGACGAUGAGGAUUUGGAUGACAAUAUGGACGAAGAAACUAUGGAAAAGCUGCGACGCGAGCGUGAGGCUCGCGCCCAGGCUUUAACUCUGGAGAUGGUGGGCGAUCUGCCCUUUGCCGAUGUCAGACCACCAGAGAAUAUUCUUUUCGUUUGCAAGCUGAAUCCGGUCACACAAGACGAGGAUUUGAAUCUAAUCUUCAGCCGCUUCGGUACAAUCUUGUCUUGCGAGGUUAUUCGGGACAAGCGUACCGGUGACAGUCUGCAGUAUGCCUUCAUCGAAUUUGAUGAGCAGAAAGAUUGUGAACAGGCCUAUUUCAAGAUGCAGGGUGUCUUGAUUGAUGACCACCGUAUCCACGUGGACUUUUCCCAGAGUGUCUCUAAGCUAUCUGAAUCCUGGCGCAACUCCACUGUCACCAAGCGUCGGCCGAGAGGCGGCUUUGGUGGUGUGGAUGACCUGGAGGAGAAACGUCAGUACCGAGAGGUUGCCGACGCUCCAGUGCAGGAGGAUGAUGCCAGAUAUAGGAUGGUGUUCGACAAGAACAAGAAGAAUGAUUCCCGUGAUGCUCCCUCCGAUCGGGAUCGCGGGUCCCGUCAAGACUCCAGUCGGAGCCCUCGACGAGAUAGAGAUCGCCGGGACAGAGAUCGUUACCGUCGUCGUUCUUAUAGCCGAAGCCCACAACGAGAUUCGCGAAGAGAUCGAGAACGGGACCGAGGCCGUUACCGCGAUGAUCGCCGUCGAUACUAG